Molecule: messenger RNA, 3550 nt
Organism: Scophthalmus maximus (turbot)
Lineage: Eukaryota; Metazoa; Chordata; Actinopteri; Pleuronectiformes; Scophthalmidae
Gene: dpysl5a
Product: dihydropyrimidinase like 5a
Exons: 13
Coding region: 221-1915 (564 amino acids)
Cellular component (GO): cytoplasm; cytosol
Molecular function (GO): hydrolase activity, acting on carbon-nitrogen (but not peptide) bonds, in cyclic amides
Source: RefSeq, a predicted model, not a curated record
AGACCGGCCAGGAAGGCGUCCAUCUGUCGUGUGUGUGAGAGAGUGCGGGUGUGUGACUGUGUUUGUGUGUGUGUGUGUGUGUGUGUGUGUGUGUCUCUCUCCUCGGGAAGUGCCAUCCACGGAUAUUGUGUUGCAUUCUGCUCCUGUCAGAAAGUGACCGAGGAAGCGGGUGGAUCAGCAUCAGCGGCGGCAGCAGCAGCAACAGAGGAGAGCGAUAGCCAUGUCUUCCAGCUCAGCGAUGGUGCGGAUCCUGAUAAAGGGCGGCAAGGUGGUGAACGACGACUGCACCCAGGAGGCCGACGUGUACAUCGAGAACGGCAUCAUCCAGCAGGUGGGGAAGGAGAUGAUGAUCCCGGGCGGGGCCAAAGUGAUCGACGCCUCGGGAAAACUGGUCCUGCCCGGCGGCAUCGACACCAGCGUCCACCUGGAGGAGAGCUUCAUGAACGCCACCACGGCAGACGACUACUACAGUGGCACCAAGGCGGCUCUAGCCGGCGGUACGACAAUGGUCAUCGGACACGUUCUGCCAGAGAGGGAUGAGUCUUUGCUGGAAGCCUACGAGAAGUGUCGCAGCUUGGCGGACCCCAAAACCUGCUGCGACUAUGCUCUGCACGUGGGUGUGACUUGGUGGGGACCCAAGGUACAAGCUGAGAUGGAGAAGCUGGUGAGGGAGAAAGGAGUGAACUCCUUCCAGAUGUCCAUGGCCUACAAGGACAUGUUCAUGCUGAGAGACGGCGAGCUUUUCCAGGCCCUGCAGCACUGCAAGGACAUUGGAGGCAUCGCAAGAGUCCACGCUGAGAACGGGGAACUGGUGGCCGAGGGUGCAAAGGAAGCGCUGGACCUGGGCAUCAGUGGCCCUGAGGGGAUUGAAAUCAGUCGGCCCGAAGAGCUGGAAGCAGAGGCGACCCACAGGGCAAUUACCAUCGCCAACAGGGCCCACUGCCCGAUCUAUCUGGUGAACGUGUCCAGCAUGUCCGCCGGAGACGUAGUGGCCGCGGCCAAGAUGCAAGGUAAGGUGGUCCAUGGGGAGACGGCCAUGGCCCACGCCGUGCUGAACGGUAUGCAGUACUACCAUCAGGACUGGGUCCACGCUGCGGCCCACGUUACCGUGCCUCCUCUCCGCCUGGACCCGAGUACUCCCAAUUACCUAAUGAGCCUGCUGGGAAAUGACACUCUGAAUGUCGUGGGGUCCGACCACCGUCCGUUCACCAUCAAACAGAAGGCCAUGGGUAAGGAUGACUUCACAAAGAUCCCCCACGGGCUCCCCGGCAUUCAGGACCGCAUGAGCGUCAUCUGGGAGAAAGGAGUGAUUGGAGGCAAAAUGGAUGAGAAUCGCUUUGUAGCAGUCACAAGCUCAAAUGCAGCCAAGAUCUACAACCUCUACCCCAGGAAAGGCAGGAUCGUCCCAGGAGCAGAUGCUGACGUGGUGGUCUGGGACCCCGAGGGAUCCAAGACCAUUUCUGUGGACAACCAGGUCCAGGGAGGAGAUAUAAACCUCUACGAAGGCCUUCGCUGCCACGGUGUACCCCUGGUCACCAUCAGCCGUGGGCGGCUGGUCUAUGAAAAUGGCAUUUUCACAUGUGCCGAAGGCUCUGGAAAGUUUUGCCCCCUGAGAACCUUCCCCGAUUAUCUUUACAAGAAGAUGGUUCAGAGGGAAAAGUGCCAGGCGAUGAAAGCUGUGGAGCGGGAGCCAUACACAGGGGAAGUUGUUGCGGUGGUCAACUCGGGGAAGAGGGACUUUGGGGCCUCAGAUCUGGACACUCCGACACGCCCCUGCACCAGGCACGGGGGCGUGCGGGACCUGCACGAGUCCAGCUUCAGCCUGAGUGGUGCCCAGAUCGAUGACAACAUUCCAAAGCGAUCCUCGGCCCGGAUCCUCGCUCCUCCUGGAGGGAGGUCCAGUGGGAUCUGGUAACUGGCCGGGAGUUCGUCGCGUGACGUCAAAGAAUGACACCUGAGGGAAACCUACGGCCGAGCAAGAUGGCUUGUUUUUUCUUUCUGGAAGCGUAGAAUAUUUGUGUUGGUAAUGGAGUCAGGUUUUUAUUUUGGACUGCAAAACAGUCAACUGUAUAACGUUGCCGGAACAAUAAUAAUAAUAAUAAUAAUAAUAAUAAUAACAAUGAUGAAACAUCAGUGACUAUAGCUUCCAAAUUUCAGUCAAAUGUUAAACCAAAUAUAAGCAGAAAAAAACUUGCCAUGGAAUUACCUUGGCUAUUGAAUCACGUUAGGAGAAAUACUGCAAGGUACUAAUAGUUUUAGUGAGUCAUGGUUUUUAUGAUGCGACUGUGUUACCUCACUGUAAAAUACAAUUUUGCACUUGUAUCAUGUUCUAUUUAGAUGCCUUUUUACAUGAUUUAAUGUCACAAAUGUCACAAAUGUCUUUUUAACUGCGAGCCACGGUGAAUGAGAUGUAAUCAUUUGUUACAAGGGCGUCGGCAUUACGUUAAUAUGUCAGUAAAUACAAAAUAUUGCAAAAUGACCAAUUGAUGACAAACAAUGUAAUGCAAGCUAACCUCUUCUGAAUGUGUUUGUUAAUUUAUUUUUUUUUAUACUGCGUUAUUUGAGCAAUUUUUCUUUGAUGCUACUGCGUUAGAAGUUAAGAAGAAGAAGAAAAAAACCCCAACCCACUGAGGUCGUUGUUCAGUAGUAGCAGAUUAUCAUUUCAGACCACGUUUACAGACUUCUAGCAGAAUGGACUUCUGUUCCACCCCUACCGAAUGUGAAUGAGCCUAUGCUGUGUGCACUGUGCACGGUGGCGUAGUUGUAGUGAGCACCCGCAUUGCAUUGUGAUAGUUUUCAUUUUCCACGGAGAGCGAAAAAGUCUCACCCAAACUGCCUUUUUCUCACACGAGAACACCGACACCCUCAAACAUGCCACCGCAGGUCAUGACCUCUGCCGUGUUUCCACUUGGUCUUUUUUUCUUGUUUCUUGGUUCGGGAACCGAAAAGUGUAGCGUUUCCAAAGCGUUCCUCCGACUGACACUUCCCACGUAACGUACCACUGUGAAGCAUAGAAAAGGGGAAGGGGCUCCUCCCUAGGGUUCACGUCCACGUUUUAACACGUUAAACGUCUACGUUCCUUCGGGGGGCCGAAUGUCGUCGUGUGGCGGCGGUGAGCUCAGCAGCGUGACUCGUUUAGCAACUACAGAAAAGCACUGAUCUCAACUACUGUAUUUUGAUUGUUUGUCUUUUAGUUACGGAGCGUUUCCUGUGAGUAGCUGUCCUCGUAACGGAUUUUUUUUCUCUCUCGUGUUUUUGUCAGAACUGCAGUGUGGGCAGGGAUGUACGCAAGAUUACGAUCAUGUCAAGUCGCCCAGUUUGUGUUCAGAAGUCCCACAACGCUGUUUGGGUUUUUGAUAUGUUGGACAGAUUUCACUUUCGAUCGUUAGAAGCUCCAGUGAUUGUUGUUGUGUCCCACCCCCGCUCAAAUGUACACUGGUGCUGAACAAUGUGUUGUUGUCACAUUGAAUUCCAUUUAUCUCCUCUUCUUCUUUUUUUGCAGCUCUUUAUCACAUGAUUUGAGUGCAAAUAAACCACAAGGAAAUCCUCA